Molecule: messenger RNA, 282 nt
Organism: Mesorhabditis spiculigera
Lineage: Eukaryota; Metazoa; Nematoda; Chromadorea; Rhabditida; Rhabditidae
Source: the annotation of a GenBank genome assembly
AUGACGGAAGACAUCUCAUGUGGCGUGGAGCCGUUUGACCUUCCAGUAGUCAAUGAUGUUGACGAUACAUUCUUGGAUCCGUUCGUCUACUCGAACGAGGUGCGGUUUCUUGUCGACCGCAUCGAAGAAACUGGCAUUGAAUGCAAAGAUUGUGUCUGCCCGCAAGGAUAUAAUGAAUGCGGCUUCGUUGAAUGUGGCCCAGCUUGUCCGUGCCCUACCGAUCGGGUCGAAUGUCGUCGUACUCAACAAGGAUUGUCGUGGCGUCUGGAGGUUGUUUAUUCU